This is a messenger RNA of Yamadazyma tenuis ATCC 10573, 1722 nucleotides long. RefSeq names its product 5-aminolevulinate synthase (gene HEM1). NCBI's taxonomy places the organism in Eukaryota, Fungi, Ascomycota, Pichiomycetes, Serinales, Debaryomycetaceae. Gene Ontology annotation, biological process: heme biosynthetic process. Gene Ontology annotation, molecular function: pyridoxal phosphate binding; 5-aminolevulinate synthase activity. Gene Ontology annotation, cellular component: mitochondrion. The record is from RefSeq and is a predicted model, not a curated record.
AUGGAAGCCAUCACCAGAGUGUCGAUGAAGGUAUGUCCCUUUGUCAAAUCCCACUCAGCCCAGGCGUUACGCCAAAUUAGUCAGAAUUCUUCCUUGGCUAGCGAGGCCCGUCAAUGUCCGUUCAUGAGACAAGCUUUGAAAAAUAAGCAAUCAGUUAGACCUUAUUCCAGUGCCACCAGACCUGUCAAUGCCACCGCAGCACCUGCCACCGACUCCAAGGCUACCAGGUCGACUCCGUACUCAUUUAAAGGUGACCAGUUGAAACAGGUGGAUGUUGAUUUGUCCUCCAAUGAAAACAGCUUUGAUUACUCUGGGUUCAUGGAAACCGAGUUGUCCAACAAGAGAAACGACAAGUCAUACCGGUUUUUCAACAACAUCAACCGGUUGGCCAAUGAAUUUCCCAAGGCCCACAGGACUCAAGAAGAAAACAAAGUAACAGUUUGGUGCUCGAACGAUUAUUUAGGAAUGGGAAGAAAUGGCCUCACUUUGGCAGAGAUGAAAAGGACUUUGGAUAAGUACGGAACCGGUGCUGGUGGUACCAGAAACAUCGCCGGGCACAACCGUCAUGCUAUUCGGUUGGAAUCUGAGUUGGCUACUUUGCACAAACACCAAGCAGCAUUGGUUUUCUCUUCGUGUUUUGUGGCCAAUGAUGCGGUUUUAUCAUUAUUAGGACAGAAGUUGAAAGACUUGGUGAUCUUCUCGGAUGAGUUGAACCACGCCUCGAUGAUUCAGGGAAUUCGAAACUCGAGAGCCAAAAAACAUGUUUUUAAACAUAAUGAUUUGGCCCAUUUGGAAUCAUUAUUGGCCUCUUACCCCAAAAACACUCCCAAAUUGAUUGCGUUCGAAUCGGUUUACUCGAUGUGUGGUUCCAUCGCACCUAUUGAAAAGAUUUGUGAUUUGGCAGACAAAUAUGGAGCUUUAACUUUCUUGGAUGAAGUUCAUGCUGUUGGUAUGUACGGUCCUCAUGGAGCUGGAGUGGCUGAACAUUUGGAUUUCGCUAGUCAUUUGAAGGCCGGUAUCAACCAGCCCGAAAACUCUCAGACGAUUAUGAACAGAAUCGACAUGAUUACAGGUACCUUGGGUAAAGCCUAUGGAACUGUUGGAGGAUAUGUCACUGGUAAGGCCAGUUUGAUUGACUGGAUCAGAUCGUAUGCCCCUGGGUUUAUAUUUACCACCACCUUGCCACCAGCGGUCAUGGCUGGUAGCACAUCUGCCAUCAGAUAUCAAAGAUCCACUUUACAAGAUCGGAUCUUGCAACAAAAGAAUACUCGGUAUGUCAAAAAUAACUUGAACAGUUUGGGAAUCCCCGUUAUUCCUAACCCAUCUCAUAUUGUUCCUGUGUUGGUGGGUAAUGCUGCCGAUGCCAAAAGUGCUUCCGACUUGUUGUUGGAAAAACACAACAUCUACGUACAAGCUAUUAACUUCCCCACCGUUCCUAUUGGACAAGAGAGAUUGAGAAUUACUCCUACUCCUGGACAUGGACCUGAAUUAUCCAACCAGUUGAUCAGUGCUUUAGAUUCGGUUUUUAAGGAAUUGGAUCUUCAAAGAAUCGACCAGUGGGCCGCUGAAGGAGGUUUGUGUGGUGUGGGUGAUCCUGAGGCGGUACCAAUUGAACAUAUCUGGACUGACGCCCAAUUGGCUUUGAAAGACGCCGAUUUGCACCCUAAUGUUGUUGAUCCGGUGAUUGAGCCUAUUGGUGUCAGCUCUGGAGUGGCAGUUUGA